AUGGUGGGCCGGAACAGCGCCAUCACAGCGAGUAUAUGCGAUGCCCUCUUCAUCCGGUACUGCAUCUACUUCGACCGCAGAGUGACCCUCAACUUCAAGAACAGGCUUCGAGAACAAAGAAAGAAACAGAAGCUUGCUAAGGAGAGGGCUAGGGUUUCCAAGUUACCUGAUUUAAACGAUAUUGAAGCUGUUCAGAAAUUCUUCCUUGAAGAGACACAGCUUGGUGAAGAGUUAUUAGCACAAGGUGACUAUGAGAAGGGUGUGGAGCAUCUGACAAAUGCAAUGGCUGUAUGUGGACAGACUCAGCAGUUGCUGCAAGUGUUACAACCCAUUCUUCCACCACCAGUGUUCCAGAAGCUUCUGACCAAGCUUUCAACCAUUAGUCAGAGAAUUGUCAGUGCUCAGAGCUUGGCUAAAGAGGAGGCGGAAUGA
Messenger RNA from Rattus rattus (black rat), 432 nucleotides. Its product is annotated as mitochondrial import receptor subunit TOM20 homolog. Gene Ontology annotation, molecular function: transmembrane protein transporter activity. Gene Ontology annotation, cellular component: mitochondrial outer membrane; mitochondrial outer membrane translocase complex. The record is from RefSeq and is a predicted model, not a curated record. The coding region runs from base 1 to 432 and encodes 143 amino acids. The transcript has a single exon. Gene Ontology annotation, biological process: tRNA import into mitochondrion; protein import into mitochondrial matrix; protein targeting. Lineage: Eukaryota; Metazoa; Chordata; Mammalia; Rodentia; Muridae.